Molecule: messenger RNA, 1381 nt
Organism: Mytilus trossulus (common blue mussel)
Lineage: Eukaryota; Metazoa; Mollusca; Bivalvia; Mytilida; Mytilidae
Exons: 9
Coding region: 140-1294 (384 amino acids)
Source: RefSeq, a predicted model, not a curated record
UUUCAUAUGACGUUGUCAUAUUUUUAUCGUUGGGGAAGUGUGGUUUUAUAUGGUGAAAGUUGGUGUAGGUCAAUACAGAUUUGCGGAAGUUAGACAUAUAUAUGGUUGUGCCCAUGUCAUUCAAUGAAAAGAGUUAAAUAUGAAUAUCUCAAAACCAACCAAGUUCCAGCACAACAUACAUGCUACCUUCGACCCACACAUUGGAGAUGUUGUUCUUUGUAAAUCUAAAUCCCUACUGACAGAUGUCAAAGAAAUGAACAUCUCGGGACCAACUGAGUUUAAGCACAAUAUCCAUGCAAAGUGUGAUCCAAGAACUGGGAAGGUUGUUAUGUUUUCACCGACAGUAGAAUCAUCGAAAAACCAGGAUGACGAAAGUUAUGACUGCAACAAUUGCAAUGAACUGUUUUACCAGUGGAAGAGGGAUCAAGUCAAAAUCAAAGAAUUGCAAGAAGAAAAUCAUUUUAUGCUUGCAAUGGCUGCUCGAUUAUGCUUAUUGGCAAGUAAUACAGACGGAUGCAGUGCAUAUGAUAAUGAAUUUGGGUAUUCUUCGUACGGAAACUUGAAAAUGAGAGAAUUUACAGAAAGCAUGAAUUUCAUUGCGCAGGCCCUAAUAACUAUGGAAAAUGAUAAGCGAUGGGGUGAUGAAACGAUGCUUGAAGAAAUAGAUGAAUUGAAGAACGAAAUAUCAACGCUUCAGAAACAAUUAAAAGAAUCUCGUCUUAGUAAAAUAAAAGAAGUUAAAGCUACAAUUGUCCAGGCACAGCACCAAUUUCAUUCCGCAAAACAAGAUUUUGAACUAAGAGUUGAGAAAACAGAAAAGGAAUUAUACAUGCUGAAAUCACAUCUCAUUGAUCUUCAGGCUGAGAACGAAAGUCUGCGGCAGAAAAUGAGGAAUGCAAAACUUCUUUUUACAGAAUGGCACUCCACAAGCUCAAGGGUAUCUUCUGCCUUGAAUCAAGACAUGUCUGUUUUUGAGUUGAAGAAAGAAAAUGAGCUACUGAAAAAAGAUCUGCAACAGAUUGAUAGUGACAGAAACCGUUUGAAAGAGGAAGUAACGACAACCAUGCAUCAGCUGUUGAGGACAAGUAAUAGCUCUCCAAGGCCUACAGUUGGAGACAUUUUUGAUUCAGAGGACAAUGACAGAAAUGGAAAUGUAGAUUGCAGGAAUCAGAACACCACAUCUUCUGGAAAACAAGUAAGCUAUACCAUAACAGCAGGCGCAGUAAAUUUUAUCGACAAAUCAAGUGUGAAAUAUGAUCAUAGAGGAGGGGAGAUAAGCGAAACAAUUAUUUGAAACGAAGACUUACAAAAUGAUAAAAAAUGAAUAGCAUUUUUCUUUAUUACAUAUAGUUUUACAGUAGUGUUGUAAAUGCUCGAUUGU